AUGUUUGAAGCUAAGUCAUAUAAAUGGUAUUUCGAAAAUGGAUGUGAAAUUGUUCCCUUGAAAAAGCCCUAUGAUAAGAGAAAUGACUACUCUUUGACUUUAUUGGAUAUUCAAGCAGAUUUUUCUGAUUUUUUAGCAGAAGAAAAAAAUAUUAUAAGCAGUGAUAAAUUGGCGAAAGAAGAAGAAAACGGGUUUAAUUUGCAAAAAAAACAAUUUAUUCAAAAAGAAACUAAAAAAAAAAGUACAAUAGAAAGAGAAAAGUAUGUAUAUGAGAUAGACUAUUUAUGGGCUUAUAUGGAAUGGCAUUAUAGUUUUGAAGAUGAGAUAAAAGUUCAAAAAAAUUUAAUUAAGGAUAUAAAUACAUUAAAAAAAGUACCUAAGUUAUUUGUUUCAGCACAUAUAAUUGAUGGGAUAAUUAAUGAAAUGCCUAAAAAUGAAAAUUUAUGCAUAUUAAAAUAUACUACUUAUCCAAAUUUUUAUAAAAAAUAUAAUAAUGAAUUAGAUAUAUUAAGUAAGAAAAGUAAUAAUAGUAUUUAUAAUGUUUGUAAUUAUAUUUAUGAGGUUUGUGAUAUUGCAGACAAAUCAUUAACAUUUGCUAAUAGCCCUAUAAUUAAUACUACUGUAAAAAAUGUUUUAAGUAUAACAAAAAGUGGAAAAAAAAGAGAAGAUUUUAAUGAGGAAAAUGAAAAGGAAGAAAUUGAAGAAGAUGAAAUAUGGCAAAUAUAUUUAUCAAAAACAUUGAAAAGUAUAAAUGACCAAUGGCUAUUAAUUUGUAUUAAUGAUGAAUUAAAAAAGAUUAUUAACAAUUCAGGUGAUAUUUAUUUUAAAAUGUUUAAUAAAUAUAUAAAAGAAUACAAUGAGUUUAUAACAAAUCAUAAUUAUAAUAUUACAUCAAAUGAUAAAGGAACAUCAGGAAAUGACAACAAUUCUACUCAUAUGUCUAAUUCCAACAUGUUUAAAAAUGAAGAUAAAAAUAAUUUUUUUGAAUUAAAUAGUCAUAAUAAUAAUUUAAAUUUAGAAAAACUAAAAAAAUAUAAAAUAAAUUUAAUUUUUUCAGAAAAUAAAGAUAUAAAUCAUAUUAUAUAUAAAUUAUGCACAAAUUUAGGACGAUUGGAUGAUGUUGUAUUAUGUACUACAAAUAAAACUUAUAACAUAUUAAUGAAUGAUGUAGAUGGAACAUUAGCAAUAUGUCUUAAAUCAUUUUUUUCAAAAUAUUAUAUGAGUAAUGAUAUAGAAAAUAAAAUAUAUUCCCAAGAAAUGGAAAAUGGAGCAUGUAAUUUAAAAAAAAUUAAUUCAUCAUCAUAUAAUGACGAUUUAAUAAAAACAUUGUCUAUUAUGGGUUUAUGUAAAGAGAAAAUAAUUUUAAAUGAAAAGGCAACAAUUUUUAAUAAUAUAGAAUUAUUUUAUUCAUAUUAUUUGCUUGUACAUAGUGAAGCAUUAUAUAGACAAAGUGAAGGAUGUAAGUUGGUUAAAGAGAGUUUAACCUAUUCUGAGAAAGAAACAAAUGAAAUUGAUGAUGGGGUAAUUUAUAUAAGUAAAAAAGGUAUUUUUGAGAACCUCCAAUUUUCUAAUGAAGAAAUAUGUAGCUAUUUAAUGCAUAUGCAAAAAUAUAGCAAAAAUAAUAUGAUAUAUAUUAAAAAUAAAGGUUUUCGAUAUAUAAAAAGUGAAAUAAUUUAUGAAUUUUUAAUUAAGAUGAUGGAAUUAAUAAGUAUUAAUGAUAAUUUAUAUGAAUAUCAAUAUUUUGAGAAUCCUAAUAAAAUUAGUAACAACAAUAAUAAUGGAGAAGUUUUUGAUAAAUAUCGAUCGGAUUUAUAUAAAGGAUUAAAAAAAAGACAUGGAAUAACAUUUUUAAAUAUUAUGAAAUUAAUAUAUGAUAAUAUAGAAGAUUUUAAUUUUUUAAGUACAAAUAAAAUAGGAUUAGAAAAGUAUAUAAUAUUACAAUUAUGUUGGAAAUGUUUUGAUAUUGAAAAUGUCAAUUUUGAAUAUUUUAAUAUAUAUUAUAAUUACUACUUUUUUUAUGAAUAUUUAAAUAAAGGUAGUAGCGAAUUAACAUUUGAAAGUAUGCUUGAAAAUUAUUUUGUCUUUUUAAAUAAUGAUGAAUAUAUUGAUGAGACAAUCAUAUUUUUAAAUUUAUUUAAGUUGCAUAAUAUUAUGUCAUUAAAUAUUAUAAGAUCAAGUGGUAAAGUUACUAUUCAUUCAGAAAAGUUAUUUACUUUUGAUAUGGAUAUGUUUACAUAUAUAAAAUAUGUUGACGAGAAUUUUCAAAAUUUUAAUUCGAAUUUAAUGGAUAAAAUUAUACAAUCAUUUAUAAAGAAUUAUCAAUUUUUUUUAGAUUAUGGAUAUGAUAGAGAAUGUAUAAAAAAAAAUGAUUCGAAUGUUUUUGAAAGUGAAAAUAGUAACACAAAUUUAAAAGAAAUGAAUGAAAAAGACAAUUUGGUUGAUGAUGGAACGGAAAAUACUAUUUAUAAAAAUAGAGUUUUAUUUAGAAAUAAUGUAAUAUUAAAUGUGAAUAAUAUUAAUCAUAUAUGUAAUGAUAAUUUAAUGUUUGAAUAUUUUGUUGUUGUCAAAUAUUUUUACAGCGAAAAUAGUUUUUCUCUGCUUGAAAAAAAAAUAAAAAAAACUGUGAGUAUGUUAAAUGGCACUUAUAAUGCCAAUCAGGGAGAACAAAAUGUGUAUGGACAUGAAAAUUACGAACUUUCUGAAAAAUUCGAAAAUUUUAGUUCAUCACGUCUUGAUAACCUCGCAGAUUAUGAUAUACACAAAAAAUACAAUUCAAAUUAUUCCAAAAGUAUGAAACAUAAUUAUUGUUUAAAUUAUAAAAUUUUUAAAUAUCAAACAAAUUCAUUUCCUCACAUAAGAUUGAAUAAUAACUACAAUGAUUUGCUAAUUUCUGUAUUUACACCUCUUUCUUUACAUUGUUCGAUAUUUCGAGAAAAUGUAAUUUAUAAUAAAAAAAAUAAUAGCUUUCAAUUAAUACCAUCAUUUUUAAUAAAAAAUAAUUUAAGAAGUUGUUUGACAGUUUUGUUUGGUCUAAAAAAUUCUUACUAUUCUCAAGAAUUUUAUCCAUUUUUAAAUCCCUUGCUGAAUAAUAAGGAUAUGAUUGGAACAAUAGCUGUACCACCUUUAAGACAUUGUAGAACAAAAUUUAUGGAAAAAGAGAAUCCAAAGAAUGUCGAAUUAUUUGAAACGGAAAAUAUAAUUUCAUCGACAUUAAAUAAUACCAUAAAACAAUGCUCGAAUCAUUCCCCUAGUAAUAAGAAGAUUACUGAAAAGUUAUGGAAAUUGUACAAUUGUAAUUUACCUAUUAAUAAUUUUUAUAUAUAA
Plasmodium vinckei vinckei is the source of this 3324-nucleotide messenger RNA. RefSeq names its product conserved Plasmodium protein, unknown function. The transcript is spliced from 3 exons. The record is from RefSeq and is a predicted model, not a curated record. The coding region runs from base 1 to 3324 and encodes 1107 amino acids. NCBI's taxonomy places the organism in Eukaryota, Apicomplexa, Aconoidasida, Haemosporida, Plasmodiidae.